Messenger RNA from Bubalus bubalis (water buffalo), 2118 nucleotides. Its product is annotated as olfactory receptor 481-like. Gene Ontology annotation, molecular function: olfactory receptor activity; odorant binding; G protein-coupled receptor activity. The record is from RefSeq and is a predicted model, not a curated record. The coding region runs from base 948 to 1886 and encodes 312 amino acids. NCBI's taxonomy places the organism in Eukaryota, Metazoa, Chordata, Mammalia, Artiodactyla, Bovidae. The transcript has a single exon. Gene Ontology annotation, cellular component: membrane. Gene Ontology annotation, biological process: sensory perception of smell; G protein-coupled receptor signaling pathway.
CUCCACCAUGACCCAUCCAUCUUGGGUGGCCCUACACAUCUUGGGUGGCUCAUAGUUUCAUUGAGUUAGACAAUUCUGUGGUCCAUGUAAUCAGUUUGAUUAGUUUUAUGUUAUUGUGGUUUUCUGAGGAUUCUGUCUUGUCUUCUGAGGGAUAAGGAUAGGAGGCUUAUGGAAGCUUCCUGAUGGGAGAGACUGACUGUGGGGGAGACUGGUUCUUGUUCUGAUGGGCAGGGCCAUGCUCAAUACAUCUAUAAUCCAAUUUUCUGUUGAUGGGCAGGGUUGUGUUCCCUCCCUGUUAUUUGACCUGAGACCAAACCAUGGCGGAGGUAAUGAAGUUAAUGGUGACCUCCUUCAAAAUGUAUUAUGCUAAUAUGUCUCUUAAUGAAAGAGAGAGACUGAUCCACUGGUAAUUUAAUUUGAUUCAGAAGAGAGACAGGGCAUUUCCUUCCAUCAUGCAUUGGCAUGUACUGUUUACAGUCUCACCUGUGUUGGGGCUGGAGAGUGACCAAUGUGACCAGAAAACAGAUAUUAUUUUAACAAUAUUACAUUCUAUUAAUUAUACUAUAAUAUAAUUGUAAUAAAAAUAUGGAUAUUGUUAAAUACGAGCAAAGUGAUUAUGUUUCACCUCUGGUUCUCAUCAAAUUUCCAAACAUCAUUGCUUUGAUCAAAUGAUACAAAUGUGAGUGCUCAGUGUGUUCUGAUCUGAGCCAUUGGUAUUUUGUGAGUAUCUUUGGACUUAAGAUAGUGUACAUUAAUAUUGUCAAAUCAUGAAUAAUGUAAAUAUAUUUGGGAACAUUUUGUAAAGUAUUAGCAUUAGGCUAAAUUGAGAUCAAUGUUCUAACUUUUUUGAUAGGUUGGCUGGUAAAGUAAAUAUGUGAAUUAUGAGAUCAUUCCAUUUAAUUUAAUAUCCACUGAUUUUCAUUUCAAAAGGCAUCAUUCCAAGUAAGAUGGAGAUUGGAAACCACACAAUGGUGACAGAAUUCGUUAUUUUGGGGUUAACGGAGCAUCCUACACUUUGCUCCAUCUUCUUUGUGGUUUUUGUAGGAAUCUAUGUUGCUACCAUAUUGGGCAAUAUCAGCAUUAUCACAUUAAUUCACGGAACCCCUCAGCUUCACACCCCGAUGUAUCUAUUCCUCAGCCAUCUGGCCUUUGUGGACAUUGGUUACUCCUCAUCAGUCACACCUAUUAUGAUUGUGAGUUUCCUAGAAGUAAAGACUACUAUCCCAGUUGCUGGCUGUAUAGCUCAGCUUGGCUCUGAUGUUAUCUUUGGAACAGCUGAGUGCUUCCUUUUGGCUGCCAUGGCCUAUGAUCGCUACGUGGCCAUCUGUUCGCCACUUCUAUACUCUACACACAUGUCUCCCAGGGUCUGCGUCAUCUUACUGAUUGCUUCCUACCUGGGAGGAUGUGUGAAUGCUUCAUCAUUUAUCGGAUGUUUACUGAGCCUGACUUUCUGUGGACCAAAUAAAAUCAACCAUUUCUUCUGUGACCUGCCACCACUAGUGAAGCUCUCUUGUACCCAUGUUUAUGUUGCCGAAAUAUCUCCUGCCAUCUCAGCUGGGUCAAUAAUUGUAAUCACACUGUUUACCAUAAUUGUUUCAUAUCUACACAUCCUCCACUCAAUUCUGAAGAUGCGCUCUACAGAGGGAAGGUCCAAGGCCUUCUCUACUUGCACUUCCCACCUCACUGCAGUCACUUUGUUUUAUGGGACAGUCACAUUUGUUUAUGUCAUACCGAAGUCAAGCUACUCACCUGACCACAUCAAAGUGGUAUCUGUCUUCUACACAGUGGUGAUCCCCAUGUUGAACCCUCUGAUCUACAGUCUGAGGAACAAAGAGGUGAAAGAGGCCAUGAGAAAACUGAUGACUAAAAUACAUCAGUCAUUUUGAAACAAAUGCAAUGUGAAUCCGGAAACUGCAAAAAAAUAAUUUCAAGAACUUUUGAUGGGGACUUCUAUGGUGAUCCAGUGGCUAAGAAUCCACACUACCAGGGCAGGAGGACCUGGUUAGGGAAUGAUCCCACAUGCUGCAACCAAAGAUCCUGCAUGCUGCAAUGAAGAUCAAAGAUCCUGCAUGCUGCAAUUAAGACCCAGCCAAGUAAAUAAAUAAAAAUAAAUAUUAA